Cololabis saira (Pacific saury) is the source of this 2547-nucleotide messenger RNA. It is a transcript of the gene zyg11, whose product is annotated as zyg-11 family member, cell cycle regulator. Bases 309 to 2537 code for a protein of 742 amino acids. The transcript is spliced from 17 exons. Gene Ontology annotation, molecular function: protein binding. The record is from RefSeq and is a predicted model, not a curated record. Lineage: Eukaryota; Metazoa; Chordata; Actinopteri; Beloniformes; Belonidae. Gene Ontology annotation, cellular component: Cul2-RING ubiquitin ligase complex.
GGCUUCCGUAGCUUAUGCACUUCCUGGGCUGUGACCUUUGUUUACUGUAGUCGCUCCCGUCACCAGACCCCAGCGCUCUGCGGGGAAAGCGCGUCCCCGAGCGGGCUUGUGUGCAGCCUGUGACCGCCAUGACUCCCGCCGAGGCUGGCGGGGCUCACCGUGUUUCCUCAGGGAGGGGGUUCCCAGCUCCCAGGCCCCGGCCAGGGAUCUAGCUCGUUGCGUCGCUCCCCGCUGACGUCUGGCCCCGACACCACACCCGGCCGCACAGGCUACAGCCACUGUUUUUAUUGUUUUUAAUCCACACGGCCAUGGCCUGUAGUUUGCUGAACACGGAGGACGCCUCUCCGGCGGCUCUGACGGACCUGUGUCUCACGUAUGUGAGCCAGAACCUGGAGUGUUUCUGCGUGAAGCGCCCCGAUGGCUCCCUGGGCUUCAGGGAUGCUGUGCUCUUCCCUCAGGAGCUGGCGGACCAGCUGCUGGCCAAGAUGGCCUCUGAAGGUCUAUUGAACGACAGCACAGUGGGGGUGUUCAAGAACUGUGAAUACCUGCGGUUGAGGCGAGCCUGCAUCCGUACAGCACGGAUCUCUGCAGAGGCCUUCCAGAGGGCCGUGUGCCCUCACAGACUGCUGGAGCUGGACGCAGCCAGGGUCAACGCAGACCUGACCAUCUCUGAUAUUCUACAGGGACUAGCCACCAACAAAUAUUGUCAGGAAUCUCUCCAGAGGCUUGUUUUAACUGGUCUGACCAUGUCCUCUCUGGAGGAACCAAUAUGGUAUCAGUUCAGCUCCCUCCGGGGCCUACGCUCCCUCUCUCUGGCUAAUGUGGACUUUUAUGAUUCGGGGCUCAUUGACGUGUGCGCCCUGCCUCGACUCGAGAGCCUCGACCUCUCCAACACUUCAGUUACCAACCUCACUCCACUGCUGGGCCUGAAGGAGCGGCUGCGCUCGCUGACGUUACACCAGCUGAAGAGGCUGGAGAUGAGCACUGCUCAGCUGCUGGGGGUCAUCGGCCAGCUCAGUGUGUUGCAGCAUCUGGACAUCAGCGAUGAUAAGCAGUUUACCUCCGACGUGGCUCGUCAACUCCUCGGACAGCCAGGGAUUCUGCCCACUCUUGUUUCUCUCGAUGUCUCAGGCAGGAAACAGGUGACGGAUGCAGCCGUGAAGUCAUUUGUCGAGGAGAGACCGGGCAUGACUUUUGUGGGACUUCUGGCUACAGAUGCUGGUUUUUCUGAUUUUCUGUCAGGAGAAGGAAAUCUUAAAGUAACAGGCGAAGCCAACGAGACUCAGAUCUGUGAGGCAUUGCGCCGGUACAGUGAGAGGGAAGGUUUUGUUCGAGAAGCUCUAUUUCAUCUGUUUAGCCUCACCCAUGUCAUGGAGAAACCAAGGCCGGAUAUCCUCAAGCUUGUAGUUUUGGGUAUGAAGAAUCAUCCAGCUACUCUGAAUGUCCAGCUGGCAGCAAGUGCAUGUGUGUUCAACCUGACAAAGCAGGAUCUGGCAGCAGGAAUGCCAGUCCGGCUGCUGAGUACAGUCACCCAGCUUCUACUGGAGGCCAUGAGGACUUUCCCCAACCACCAACAGCUGCAGAAGAACUGCCUCUUGUCUCUGUGCAGUGAUCGCAUUCUGCAAGAGGUUCCAUUCAACAGGUUUGAAGCUGCCAAACUGGUGAUGCAGUGGCUCUGUAACCAUGAAGACCAGAACAUGCAGAGGAUGGCUGUCGCUAUCAUUUCCAUACUGGCUGCUAAGUUGUCCACCGAGCAGACGGCCCAGCUGGGAGCAGAACUGUUCAUAGUGAAGCAACUGCUCCACAUUGUGCGUCAGAAGGCAACUCAGGGUGUGGUGGAUUCAACCCUCAAAUUUACUCUGAGUGCACUUUGGAACCUCACCGACGAAUCGCCGACAACUUGUCGACAUUUUAUUGAGAACCAGGGACUAGAUCUGUUCAUCAAGGUUCUAGAGUCUUUCCCAAAUGAAUCUUCCAUUCAGCAGAAGGUUCUUGGUCUUCUGAACAACAUAGCAGAAGUUGGGGAGCUGCAUGGAGAGCUAAUGGUGCAAGGCUUUCUGGACCACAUCAGCACUUUGCUGCACAGCCCCGAGGUGGAGGUCAGCUACUUCGCUGCAGGAAUCCUCGCACAUCUGACGUCACGAGGAGAGGAGGCCUGGACUCUCAGCGACACUCUGCGGUCCUCACUACUUGAGCAGCUGCAUACUGUCAUCAUGAAGUGGCCGCCGCCUGAGUGUGAAAUGGUGGCUUACAGGUCUUUUAACCCCUUCUUUCCUCUGCUGGAGUGUUUUCACACCCCUGGUGUGCAGCUGUGGGCGGCCUGGGCCAUGCAGCAUGUGUGCAGCAAGAAUGCUUCCCGCUACUGCAGUAUGUUGUUGGAGGAGGGGGGCCUUCAGCAGCUGGAGCACGUCCACGAAAACCCACAGACCCACAGCGACGUCAAACUGCUGGCUGAGAGUAUUCUGGACAGCCUGCAGCGGCACAGAGCGCGCACCGGCCAGCCGGCCUACACAGGCCGCCGCCCACCACCACAAUAACCUCAUAGAG